ACCACAGUCGGUCUCAGACCCAACCCUGGUUUGGGUUUGGGCUUCUGGUGCUGCUGCAGCUGCUACUAUUUACCACGCCCCAUGCGCAUGUUAGCAUGAAUCCCCGUUGUUUCUGGGUCCUUCCGUUGCUCCUUCUUCUAGCCCUACACACUUUAUCUUGUCUUCUAUGUUGUAUGCUUCGGCGAAGCCUUCUUGCUCUCUACGAUCAUCCUUUCCUUCCCCUCUCAGCAAUCGCCGCCUCGGAUCUGGAUUCGAUUUUGCUCACGUUUGUUCAAUUUCGAUCAAUUCCACCCGAUUUUCAGGUUUUUCGGAUCAAUUGAGAUCGUUGUUCUUUCUUGGGGUUUUAUUCAGCUGGGCAUUGCCUGAAACCGACUGAUUUAGAUAAAAGGUUUUUAAGGAGCAAGCGUCUGGAAAAUCUUGCCUCGUGAGUUCAUGCAGCAAUGCGAGCACAUGAUAGAUAUGAUGAGUAUGAAGAUUUAGACGAGUAUGAGGAGGAUGGUGAUGAGCAAGAAGAGAAAGAUGCUGGUGAAGAUGAAUAUGAAGAGGAAGACGAUCCUAAGCCCGCUAAGGAGGUGUUGAAUUAUCUUGAACUGAGGCAACGAUUAAAAGAAGAGAAAAGAAAGAAGUUGAAGAAGGAAUUGGGAACUGCUAAUGGCAGUUCUCGUGAGAAAAAGAAUGUGAUCUCAAAGGAUGUGAUCUCAAAGGAUACUUAUGGUUCCUUUUUUGGACCUUCACAACCAGUUAUUGCUCAGAGAGUGAUCGAAGAAAGCAAGUCAUUACUUGAGAACCCGGAUUUGGCAGCUAGAGUCAUUAAAUUUAAUCAAAGUAGAAACAAGAGCUCUGGUUCAGCCUCAUCUGUGUCAAAGUCUCAAGCUGGUGCUGGCCCCAGACCAAAAGUUACAAAUGGGGUAAUAUUUUGGUUUUUGCAUUUAUGCUUCCUCUUUCCCCUUCGCUUGUAUGAUGUGCUGUUGUGCUCUUUUAUUUGGGAGGCUUUGCAUCUGAAAAUUUUAUCAUCGCAGCUACAAAAGAAAGUCGAGAUGCUAAAAAAUACCAGGGAUUACUCAUUUCUAUUAGCUGAUGAUGCUGAGCUUCCUGUGCCAAAAAAAGUUCCUCAUAGUAUUUCUGCCCAAAAACCUGAGGCGCGCUCUGCACAAUUGUCAGAAAGAAGCAGAGAUUCUUUAAGCAUUAAUGGACAAAAAGUUUCCAGCAGUCGCGAGGAUAAGAAACCUACAGCUGCUAUUAACCGAAUGCAGCCUAAAGUAGGGUCAGAGAAAUUUGGUUCCAGGGAUAAGCUGGUUCGGCCAUCAGUAGAGUCUGGGAAACAUCUCAGUGGAAAUAAUGGUGCGUUAGCAGAUCAUAGAAAACAGCCUUCCAUCAGUAAUGGUAGUGGGCCAGGUCGGCCUGUGGUGUCAAAGAGUGUGCCAACAAAGCCCAUCAGUAAUGGUAGUGGGCCAGGUCGGCCUUUGGUGUCAAAGAGUGUGCCACCAAAGCCUUCAGUAAGUACGUCAGAUAAGAAGGCUUCGGUUCCUGUUGCAAGAACCUCUGCUCCUGGCAUUCACAAACCAAAUCCUUCAAAAGUGCAGACUUCUGUUUCAAAGCAGUCCUCUGCGAGGAAGGAGGAACACCAGGCACCAGGAAAGCCAAAGAUAUUACCAAAACAACCCAUCCCACCCUUAAAACCUAAGCAAGUAUUGCGACCAGCACCAAAACCUUCAGCUCGGGAUGCUUCAAGAGGUGAACGCCCAAGGAAGAGGCCCGUAAGACACAAUGAAGAUGAUGAAGAUGAUCCUGAAACUGCUUUGCGUAUGAUCAGGAAUAUGUUCGGAUAUAAUCCUAGUAGGUAUGAGGAUGUUGACGAUGAUAGUGACAUGGAGGCUAAUUUUGACGACAUUCAGAGGGAGGAAAAGAGAAGUGCGAGGAUUGCUCGGCAAGAGGAUGAAGAAGAGCUUCGCAAGAUAGAAGAAGAAGAAAGAAGGGAGCGCUUGCACAAGGAAGCCAAAAAACGCAAGUUAAGCCAUCGAUGACCAGAAAAUGCGCUAAUCUGACAGGAAUUGUGUAAUUGUUGCUUUGCUGAAAGCCCAAGUAUGUGAAGCGAGAGGAAGGAGAAAAGAGGGUGGAGAAAAAUUGCUCUCUACUAGUCUUUUUAUUUCAUCUGUAAGCCCGACGUGGUGGUUUAGAUGUGGGGCUCCAUUGUUUAUUAGUUAUUAGGAAUGAUUUUUGUCAAAAGAUAGACUUACAAGGUUUUUUUCCCCUUUUUUUCUUUUUUGGGUCCCUUAUUCCUGGUGUAGCAAAUCAUUUGAUCAGGUGUAUAUUUAUCCUCAGAAUUACUUGUUCUUUGCAA
Coffea arabica (coffee) is the source of this 2341-nucleotide messenger RNA. NCBI's taxonomy places the organism in Eukaryota, Viridiplantae, Streptophyta, Magnoliopsida, Gentianales, Rubiaceae. The record is from RefSeq and is a predicted model, not a curated record.